Molecule: messenger RNA, 1594 nt
Organism: Lates calcarifer (barramundi perch)
Lineage: Eukaryota; Metazoa; Chordata; Actinopteri; Centropomidae
Gene: eipr1
Product: EARP complex and GARP complex interacting protein 1
Biological process (GO): protein ubiquitination
Molecular function (GO): protein binding
Source: RefSeq, a predicted model, not a curated record
UUUUUCGAGUUUUAAAUCGCGGAAGUGUUGCCACUGUGUUGUGUUUUGUGCAGUGCGUGCACAAAUACUUAUUAUAUUUUUCAAGUAUUUUCAUCGUAGGACGGCGUUUUAACAGGAUAGGAAAGCCUAAACAGACAGAAAAUGGAGGACGAUGCUCCUGUUAUUUAUGGUCUCGAAUUUCAGGCACGGGCACUCACAGCCCAGACAGCUGAAACUGAUGCCAUUCGUUUCCUCGUGGGCACUCAGUCACUGAAAUUUGAUAACCAGAUCCACAUCAUUGACUUUGAUGAUGAGAAUAACAUCAUUAAUAAGAAUGUCCUUCUGCACCAAGCUGGGGAGAUAUGGCACAUUGGCGCCAGUCCUGCAGAUAAGGCUGUGCUUACCACCUGCUAUAACAAAACCAGUGACAGCAGGGUGGUUUCCUGUGCAGCAGUAUGGCGGAUGCCCUCUGACUGGGAGACAGGUAGCCAUGAGUCACCUGACGACACCGCCCACAACCCCCAAAUCCUGGAGCUGCUAUGUCACCUAGACGACAGUGCCCACGGCAACGCCGCCUGUGUGCUUUGGGAACCCAUGGGAGAUGGCAAACGUGUGAUUUCAUUGGCUGAUAACCACGCACUACUCUGGGACCUGCAGGAGAGCUCCACACAGGCCACAGUCUCCAGCACUGCCACACUGGAGGGUAAAGGUCAGCUGAAGUUCACCUCAGGAAAGUGGAGCCCCCACCACAACUGCAGUCAGCUUGCCACAGCAAAUGACACGGCCAUACGAGGCUGGGACCUUCGCACUAUGAGUCAGAUCUACUGUAUAGAGAACGCCCAUGGCCAGCUGGUGCGUGACCUGGACUUCAACCCCAACCGCCAGUACUACUUGGCCAGCUGUGGAGAUGACUGCAAGGUCAAGUUCUGGGAUGUCCGCAAUGUCCAGGAGCCUGUCAAGACCCUGGAGGAGCACUCCCACUGGGUAUGGAGCGUCCGCUACAACCACAGCCAUGACCAGCUGGUGUUGACAGCCAGCAGUGACAGCCGCCUCAUCCUCUCCAAUAUGGUGUCUAUCUCUUCAGAGCCAUUCGGACACUUAGUGGACGACGAGGAGCUCAGUGAGGGGGAGGACAACCACCAGGACGACAAAGCUAAGGAGCCCCUAAAGGACAGUGUGGUGUCCACCUAUGAGGAGCAUGAGGACAGUGUGUACGCGGCAGAGUGGUCAUCAGCUGACCCCUGGCUGUUCGCCUCACUCAGCUACGACGGACGCCUCGUCAUCAACCGGGUCCCCCGUGCCCUCAAAUAUCGCAUCCUGCUCUGAGAGGAGAGGAGAGGAACAGGUGAUCUGAAUGAGUGUGUGUGUGUGUGUGUGUGUGUGUACAGUACGAGUGCAAAAGAAGAGAGGACAAUACAUCUAUGCGCAUCCAUUGCUACAAAGACCUAUCUUUACACAUUCCAUUAUGUGUGCUGCCUAAGGUUCUGCAAACUGCAUGUUCAGGCAGCAAUAGCAAAGAGUGUGUGUGAUGUAAAUAUACUGUAGGACAUAUGUUCCAUUGACCUCUGUAAACAUUCUUCUGAAUAUGCCAAUUAAAGUAAAAGAACACAAAAAA